Messenger RNA from Pieris macdunnoughi, 504 nucleotides. The record is from the annotation of a GenBank genome assembly. Lineage: Eukaryota; Metazoa; Arthropoda; Insecta; Lepidoptera; Pieridae.
AUGACUGGCAUGACAGCGGAUAGCAAGUCACAGGUUCAGCGAGCUCGGUAUGAAGCUGCUAAUUGGCAGUACAAAUAUGGCACAGAGAUUCCAGUACACAUCCUGUGUCGCCGCAUUGCAGAUAUCUCACAGGUCUAUACGCAGAACGCCGAGAUGAGGCCACUGGGAUGCAGCAUGAUGCUGGUUGCGUAUGAUGAAGAAAACGGCCCCAGCGUGUUGAAGACGGACCCUUCGGGAUACUACUGCUCGUACGCUGCAGUGGCGGCCGGGGCCAAGGCCACGGACGCCAAUGCCUACCUUGAGAAGAAGCUGAAGAAGCGCUCCGACCUUUCGUCCGAUGAGGCAGUGCAACUCGCGAUCACCUGUCUCUCUCACGUUCUGGCUGUCGACUUCAAGAGCUCUGAAAUCGAGGUGGGCCUCGUCACCAAAGAACAUCCCAAGUUCAAGGUUCUAUCAGAGAGCGAAAUAGACAGGCAUCUCACUGCUAUCGCCGAAAUGGAUUAA